CCCCCCCCCCCAACACACACACGACAAACUAGCGCCACUGUGUGGAAAUCAAAUCUAUGGCAACUUUAUUUAUUGUACACAAUGGCUGUUUCCAUGACGCCUUGUGGCAACAACAACAAAAAUGUUAUGCCUGUAUGUUUUAGCUAUGUCAUUCCGAGCCAACAGGGAAAGAGGGAAACGACUUUGUUCAUUUGUUUUCCUCCGUUGAUCCAAAGUGGGUAAUAGUUGACAGUGGCAAUUCAUUUUGAUUUUAAUACUUGGGUACAUUUCAGUUUAUUUUUUUUAAUCAAGCAUUUAAAUUAGCUUCUACAAGAGUAUUUUUAAUGGCAAGCAUCCAUAGAUCUACUUACGUCGAGCAUGUCAAUACUAGAACCACCUCUGACUAUCACCGAUUGCUUACCGCGUUCCCCCUUCAGUCGCGUUCCUCCAUUGGUUGCAUUUACACGAGGGUGGGCUCUCUUUUCAGAGUUUGACGUGCACACUGGAGCCGAGAGAUGACUGGAAAGUUUAUUUCUGCGUUGUUUUCCUGCGCUUUGGCCACUAUUGUUGCAAAAGUGAGCGCUCGCCUCAACAAGUAGGCGCAUGGCCCCCGCGCACUGACGCACUCCGGUGCGCGCGCGCUCGCCUCGGUGACCGGACCGUGGCGUAUCCCGACAUAUACCGCCGCGUGUCUAGCAUGAGGAAGCAUGGCUUGGUUUGAGCGCGGGGUUCAGACGCUGUUGGCCACGGUGGGGGCUUUCGCCGCCUUCAGCCUCAUGAGCAUCGCCAUCGGCACAGACUACUGGCUUUACUCGCGGGCGUACAUCUGUAACGGAACCAAUGCCACCGCCGACGAGACCCAGCCGCCGCCGCCCAGGAGCAGGAAGGGGGACCUUACGCACUCGGGACUCUGGAGGAUCUGCUGCAUUGAGGGCAUCAAUCAAGGCAGCUGUUACCGAAUCAACCAUUUCCCUGAUGACAACGACUACGACACGGACAGCUCGGAGUACCUGCUACGCAUCGUGCGAGCCUCGAGUGUGUUCCCCAUCCUCAGCACGGUGCUGCUCAUGCUGGGCGGCCUGUGUGUCGGCGUUGGCCGAGUCUACGGCAAGACCAACAACAUCCUCCUCGGAGCGGGGAUUCUCUUUGUGGCCGCAGGUCUGAGCAACAUCAUCGGCAUCAUCGUUUACAUCUCGAGCAACGCCGGCGACCCCAACGACAAACGGGACGACGACAGGAAGUACACGUACUCCUAUGGUUGGUCCUUCUACUUUGGCGCCCUGUCCUUCAUCGUGGCCGAAACGGUGGCCGUCCUGGCCGUCAACAUCUACAUCGAGACUAACAAGGAGGUGCGCUGGCGGGCGCGGCGCGAAUUCAUCCGCUCCCUUUCGUCCUCGUCGCCGUACUCCCGCAUCCCCAGCUUCCGCUACCGCCGGCGGACGUCUCGGGCCAGCUCCCGCUCCACCGAGGCGUCACGGGAGAACUCGCCUGUGGCGGGCCCCAAGGGGGCCGGGGGGACGUCCCCCGGUGGGCCCCUGGAUGAGCUGUCCAUGUACACCCUGGCGCGGGACAGCGUGACGGACAACGCGUACAGCCCCGAGCACGAGGCGGCCGCCGACUUCUUGCAGGUGCACAACUGUUUCCCCAACGAUUUGAAGGACAGCGUGAAUCGCAGGACCACGCCCGUGUGAGACGCGCAAAAUGAGGACAAGCCGGCGGGACCGAAUGACUUGCGUGCUCAACAAGUGAAAAAAGUACUCACACUCUGUGCUCUGGUAGAACUCAUAAAAGUACUGAACAAUACUGAUCCAACUCCUGGACUUGAGUACAAGUACAGACUGAAAUGUCCUCAAGUGAUUUUUCCCUGUCUAUAGUUUGGCAACUUGCACAAUGAAACAACGUCCGACAGCAAAUUUGAAUCCACGACGGCUUUAUGUGUCCCUUAAAGUACUUUUGAUGCUGACUUCAAAAUAGCAGGUGAGCUAUCUUCAUAAUUCUGUUUUUCAGUUCGACCUGUUAAAACUUGCAGCAGUUGCUGAACCUGAGCCUUAAUUCAUUCAAUUCAAUUCAACUUACUAAAUGGGGACUGCUACGUGGAGCCUAACAGGGCGUGGACUCAAUGCUCCAAAGGAGCGCAACUUGUGUAAUCUUCAUCGUCAUCAUCAUCAUCCAAGUGCAUUCAGACUACUAAAGGCCUCCCCUCAACCAAGCGCCUUAGCCUUCAUUAACGAGGAGCGCCUCGUCGUCUGUCCACUGGAGCCUUGCGAGGUUGACGCACAGUAUACAAAAUGGCCGCCUCACUAUGAAGCCAUACAGCCAGCCACAUUAGCAAAGACAUUUCAUAUCAUUCCAAAUGUAUUGUGCAAAUAUCGGGUUUAAAUAUAAGGAGACAGAUAAAUAACUUACCGAAAUGUGUGUUUCUGAGUUUGUAUGUAUUUUAGCGCCCUACAAAGACUUUCAAAAAUAUGAACAGGGCAUCAUUUGAUUUCCUCAUUUUAUUUUAUUUUAUAGCUAUAUGAUUGUAAUGAAUAUGUUUAAUAGAGAUUCAACUUUGUCUGACAGCCAUGUGUACGUAUUUCCUUGACAAUUCAAUGUGUGGGAGGGAAUGUAAAGUUCUGGCUUACAAUUACAAUCAAAGUUGCAGAAAUAAAUGUUGCGGGGAAAGA
This is a messenger RNA of Syngnathus typhle (broad-nosed pipefish), 2645 nucleotides long. It is a transcript of the gene cacng4b, whose product is annotated as calcium channel, voltage-dependent, gamma subunit 4b. The coding region runs from base 687 to 1670 and encodes 327 amino acids. Lineage: Eukaryota; Metazoa; Chordata; Actinopteri; Syngnathiformes; Syngnathidae. Gene Ontology annotation, molecular function: channel regulator activity; voltage-gated calcium channel activity. Gene Ontology annotation, biological process: postsynaptic neurotransmitter receptor diffusion trapping; neurotransmitter receptor internalization; calcium ion transmembrane transport. Gene Ontology annotation, cellular component: AMPA glutamate receptor complex; voltage-gated calcium channel complex; postsynaptic density membrane. The transcript has 4 exons. The record is from RefSeq and is a predicted model, not a curated record.